This is a messenger RNA of Salarias fasciatus (jewelled blenny), 5815 nucleotides long. It is a transcript of the gene garem1, whose product is annotated as GRB2 associated, regulator of MAPK1. The transcript has 6 exons. Gene Ontology annotation, molecular function: proline-rich region binding. Bases 224 to 2815 code for a protein of 863 amino acids. Gene Ontology annotation, biological process: cellular response to epidermal growth factor stimulus; epidermal growth factor receptor signaling pathway. Lineage: Eukaryota; Metazoa; Chordata; Actinopteri; Blenniiformes; Blenniidae. The record is from RefSeq and is a predicted model, not a curated record.
GCUAAACAAACAUGGCUGAGCUACAUUAUCACACUACGGACCUUUACAACACGUAGACACAACAAAAGAGCAACAUGUGUCGAUUGAUAAGAAACAAACCGCGUAUAGUAUGAUGUUGCGGAUGGAGAGGCGCUAUUUCGCGGACUUAGUUAUGUCAGUGUAGCUUUUUGUCACCGUGUUUACACGCCGCUAACUCUCCAGUUGGCUAAAGUAAGCUAGCAAGAUGGACCUUGGAACAAUGUUGUACAACAACUUAAAAGAUGUUACAUGGAGUACGACGUCCCUACCGCUAGAUCAGCUCGUCAGUGCGUACAAGUUGCCCCAAAUUGUCAAGCUGGACAACGGUCAGUUAGUCGAAGGGCUCAGAGACAAUGACUACCUCUUGAUUCAUUCCUGCCGUCAGUGGACGACCAUUACUGCCCAUAGUCUAGAAGAGGGACACUAUGUCAUUGGACCUAAAAUAGAGAUCCCAGUUCACUACGAAGGUCAGUUUAAGCUUCUGGAGCAGGACAGAGAUGUCAAGGAGCCAGUGCAGUACUUCAACAGUGUGGAGGAGGUGGCUAAAGCAUUCCCAGAGAGGGUGUACGUCAUGGAAGAAAUCACCUUCAAUGUUAAGAUGGCAUCGGGGGAAUGCAAUGAAGACACAGAAGUUUACAACAUCACACUAAGUACCGGUGACGAGCUGACGCUUAUGGGCCAGGCAGAGAUCCUCUAUGCCAAAAGUUCCAAGGAGAAGUCAAGAUUCAACACUAUUUUUAAGAAGAUUGGGAAACUGAACUCGAUCAGUAAGAUCGGCCGAAGUAAGAUGCCGUGUUUGAUUUGCAUGAACCACCGCACCAAUGAAAGCAUCAGCCUGCCCUUCCAGUGCAAAGGCCGGUUCAGCACCUGCAGCCCGCUGGAGCUCCAGAUGCAGGACGGAGAGCACACCAUUCGAAACAUCGUGGAGAAAACCCGCCUGCCGGUCAAUGUCACCGUACCCAGCAGUCCGCCCCGCAACCAGUAUGACCUCCACCUCAUCCGGGAAGGUCACCGCUACAAACUGGUCAACAUCCAGACCAAGACGGUGGUCGUGUGCUGCAUUCUGCGAAGCAACAAGAUCAUCCCCAUCCAUUUCCCCUUCCAUCUGGCCAUGCCCAGAUUCAUUGUCCCGGAGGAGCUGCUGCAGGGAGAGCUGUGGCUCGACACCAUGGUGCACCGCUGGUUUUCCUUCUGCCAGGAGCAGUUCGACAUCGACGAUUACUCCCGCGCCGUCCGGGACGUGCGGACCGACUGGAACGACGACGGAAAGAGCCCCAAGAAAAGCAGCGGGAACGGCAACUGCAGCGGGAGCAGCGGCAGCAGCAGCAACUCCAACGGCUGCCCCAAUCACACGCAGAUCCCCAGCUCCCUGACCUACGCCCGGGACGAACUCACCCAGUCCUUCCACCGGCUGUCCGUGUGCGUCUACGGCAGCAACCUGCACGGCAACAGCGAGGUCAACCUGCAGGGCUGCAUGACCUUCUGUGGGGACUGGGCACUCCUGCCUUCUGACAGCAAUCCCUCAGACUCUGGGGAGAGCGAACACUUCUUCCCCGACUUCCUGGACAGCACAAGCCAGCCGCCGUCACUGAACAAGCUGGACGUCCCGUACGAGGAGCUGUGGUUGGACCACCUGAGCGGUCAGAACCCAAAGCCGUCGUCGAGCGAGGCGAUCCGAGGCGUCAGCAACGGGAGCGCGACCACGGCCUCUCUGACGUACCCGGCCACCUGUCCGCUCGGCGCCAUGACGAGUUCAGAUGUGCCUCUGACUCCACCACCGGUCCCUCCCAAGUCUGAAGCUGUGAAAGAGGAAUGUCGACUUCUCAAUGCCCCUCCGAUCCCUCCUCGAAGUCUGAAGCAGAUGCCGUCGGUUCCCAUCCUGUCGAAGCCGCGGCAGCAAGACACUCGCUCUCCCAGUCCAACGCUCUCCUACUACUCCUCAGGGCUCCACAACAUUAGUGGAGCGUGCGAACAAGACGGAGCCGACCCACAAGAACAAAGCCACGCCUGCUACCCGUGUACCUGGGGGAAGUCGCACAGCGUGGAGCCCAAGGCCACGUCCCCCGUGGGCAGCCUGCCGUCGGAAGGCGUGUCCUCCAGGUUAUCGUGGCCAAAUAACUUCAGCGGAGGAGAGUCGCGCUGCGUGGAGGAGUUCCUGCCGUCCGGCUCUCGCAGUUACUACAGUUACCCGCGGAAGAGGUCGCCCACCACGCCCAAAAAAUGCACGUCCAGCCUGGUAGACUUCGACGGGCGGGAGUGUGGCCGCAGCGGCCGAGACUUCGGCCUCCAGAAGGCUUCCUUGAAUCAGUUCUGCACCAAAUCCUCCAGUUACAAUUCAGAAAUGUGCAGAGACGAGCCCAUCGAGAAAUCGAGCACCAAGCAGAGUCUGUCCUGCCCCAUCCUGCCACCCAGAACGCCAAAAUCAAACGCCCUGAAGACGUGCACGGACGUAGCGUCGGAGCCGGCCUGCGGCGCGGCGCAGGAGGCGUCGGAUUCCCCCCCCUCGCUGCCCGAGCAGGCCGCGCCGGAGAUCUUCACCGUCUGCGGCGCCCUGCCUCCCGACGCGCCGUGGCAGCCGCCGUCCAGCCUGACCGGCCUCUCCAUCGAGGAGGUGUCCCGGUCCCUGAAGUUCAUCGGCCUGCCCCACGACAUCGUCUCUCUCUUCGUGUCGGAGAAGAUCGACGGGAAUCUCCUCCUGCAGCUGACGGAGGAGAUCCUGUCCGAAGACUUCAAGCUGAGCAAACUGCAGGUGAAGAAACUCAUGCAAUUCAUCAACGGCUGGAGGCCCAAAAUAUAACACUAAAGAGGAAGUCAUGCCUUCAGUUUAUAUGCUAUGCACAUCAAGCCACACAGUUUCUUUGUUUUCUGAUAUGAACUGAUUUGCUUGUUACUACGUUGUGGAAAAAAGAAAAAAAAAAAACCCUUUGGGUGAUACUUCCCAGCCCGCGCAGAGCAACAGAACCAUUCGGCACUUUCAUGAAAAUAUUAACUACUUAGUACUUCUCCAGCCAAACCUGCUGGUGUUCCUGUCUUCACACAAACUCUAAGAGAACAAAUCUGAAGGCUAUUUUCACAGAAGUGUUAUUUUCAGAGCAGUGAUGGUACUUAAAGGAAAAUCUCACCAGAUAUUUAAAAGAGCACAAACAGGAAUCUAAUCUGGUUUUAGUAUUUACAGUAUAUUUCACUGAAUGAAGAGAACUUGGCUUUGGAAACAUUACGAUCUAAUGUCCUACUCUGCUUGUUAUUUUGAAAUGAACAGUUUUAAGUCACUGUUAUUAAAGGGAAAAGCGGCUGGUUUCCAGCAGGGGCUCACCGAAUCUCCCCGAAACCACCAGAGAAGAGAUGAAGCUGAGAUUCAGGCCAAGUAGCUGCUUCAGAAAGACACCAGAGGCUUUUCCUGAUCGGUACACAGAAUUCUCCACGAGCUGACGAGGAUUUAGAGAGCAGGGUUCACACACAUACAUACACACACACACACACACACGCAUUUGGUUCAAUGUGUGUCGAUGGAGUCCCUGGUGUCGUGGCAAGGCUGAAUGGAUUCUUUAAAACAUGUCCUUUGUUUCCAAGACAGCUAAAGAUCAUAGAAAUAAAUUGACCAAUAAAGCUCAUUUUCACAGGUUUUAACAGUAUCCAGCUUUUAAAGCUCCAGUCUGUCCUUCGUAGGUUAUGAUCUACCUACAUUCGUCGCACUAAUUCAGUUUAAUGCAGCGUUAAUAACAUACGAGAGAAAAAUCAAAUCAGAUUACAGUAAUAAAUAUGUUAUUGGUGGACUUGCAGAAGGAUGAAGCCCCUGAAUUGAAAAUGAGCUUUAUUUGCAGAUCAAAUUAAACAUUUCAUAUACAUUAAUGCUGUUAAUGUAAAAAGAUCAAAAUCCCGCAAAAUACUUUCUGAAAAUUUGUCUCGUAGAUCCAGUAAAGUAAAAUCAGUUUUCCUGGUUCAAGCAAAUGUAUGUGCACCUAUUUUUUGAUCAUUCUGGUUUUCAGAUCAUGAAAAGUUCCAUCUCUAAUCCAUUUGGGUUCUUUUGGAAAUCCUGUCAAACAGUAACUGACGUCAAACUCAGAGUUCUGUGGAGUCUUGAUGGUUUUCACAGGGAAGUAAAUCGGCAGCAGCGGCAUUAGAAAAGACUCGAAAAUCUGAUUUUUCGAGAGCGUCAGAAAUGAUUUCUGCCUUCUUUGAGGAACUAUGCGAAAAAAAAACACACAAAACCAAAUCAGAUUCUGCAAACUUCUUAUGCAAAGUCUCGUAUCUGACGCCUUUUUUCAAUCUGAACUCAAAUUCAGCUGAACGCGACUCAGUCGAGGAGCAACCAAAUUCUGCCUGUACUCUAAAGCUCAGAAAGGGAGGUGACGGACCAGGACGUUCUCCAUGAAACACAGAUUAUGCAUCUUGCACUUUGGUAGGUUUCAGACGAUUGCAGUAGAGGUCAUUUAAAGAGACGCUGGGCAGGAGUGUGUCCGGAGAGAGAAUGCACUACGUGUUGUAUCAGCAUUGCAAUGGUACUUGUCCCUUUACGGUGUGUGUCAUAACGUGUCGCUUACUGCAGGACACAAAUAACAGUUUUUCUACGCCUUAACCCAGAGACCUUAAGAUAUUUAAUGUUUCACUCGGACUCUGCUUCUUACUUGUUUUUUUUUUUGCCAGUGUCUCGCCAUCUGAACCAUAUUGAACUGUGGGAGUUGUGGUCGUUUUGUUUUGAUUUUUUUUUCCCCCUGAAAGACAUGUAAACUCAAACUGAAGCAUUUGUUUGUUUUGGCAGCGAUUACUUUUUCUACAUUCAGAGCUCGUGCAGCAGAUAAGUAGGAGGAAUCUUUCAAAUUGUGAUUCAGGGAUUGAAGUCGCGUCUUCUGGACUUGGAUGAAAAGCUGUACGAUUCUAAGAAGAACCGUUCUCUUGAAUUUCAGUGUGCUUUGGACUCUGGAACGGAUUCCGAGUGCCAAUAUUGAUCCUUGUGUCACAGUUUGGAAGCUUCAGCCCGAAUAUGCAGUUCUCUUCUGCACCAAGUAUCUUUAUUUAUGCAAAAAGCUGCGGUGGGUUCGGUCGUAUGAAGUCGCCUCAGCAGAAACAAACCUUUCCUACGGUUUAGUUUCCUUCCUGCAGUGGGUUGUUACAUAUUUUUCUUGAUUUUUUUUUCUUUUUUUUUAAUUUUAUAUGCAAGUGUUUUUUUUUUUUUAAGUGAUACUAAUGAGAUUAUUUUUUAUUGAGACGAAGCUUAUGUUCAAAUUUCUGUUUUUGUGUCCUCUGUCAGAUUGUGGGUUCUACUUGGGUUUUUAUCAAUCCGUGCAUUAAAAUAAGACUUGGUCAAGCCUCAGUCACACUACAUGGACAGUGACCAAAAGAUGAAGCUAAAAAAGAAAUGUGUUCAGGUAAUUCUUCAGGGUUUGGUUUUUUCACUUUUGACACGACCAUGUUUGUAUUUUUUGUUGAAACGGGGAGCGGUGUGUGUCCGUCGCAGCUGUUAAUGUCUUAUGCAACCCGCCUGGCACUCCAAAGAUCCCACCAGGAGUAUUAAAUGUACCAGAGCGGCCACAGUGUUAAUUUCUGGAAAAUCCAAAGGAAUUCUUCCAAAUCUUGUCGUUUUACUUGAAAAACAAAGGAAGAGAUGUGAGCUGUGAUCACACCCCCACCACGCCCCACUCACCCCCCACCGCCAAGCAAGAAAACACUAAAACCGACGCGAGAAGCAGUGAGACGAGCAGCGCAUCACAGAAAUCCUGAGUUCUGAACACUCAUCUUUGAAUUUAACUCUUGGUUCCCUUUCUAGAUUGUAUAAUCUAUUAAAAAUGGAUUAACUGGU